UGGGAACAGAGGUCUGACUGUUGGUCAUUCUGUGAGAGGAAUGCUGCUCUAGUGUCAACAGUGAGGACCGGUUCUUGAUUUCUGAUGAAUAAUAGCUGGGUUGUAAAUAGAGAAAUCUGUACUGUUUGUUUGAUUAGGCCAAGAAGACUAAUUUAUUGUUCCUUCUUCUUACAAAGCCAGUUUUGGAACCUCUUCCUUCCAGCAAAGGAGACAUUCUUAUGCAAAUGCUGUUUAUAACUUUCCAUUAGUCAUCCAGAAAGGACUGUCAAACAGGGAAAGGUUAGGCAGUCUAAAUCUCCAAGUUAGGCGAUUUAAGUCUCCAAAUUGCUGACUCUGAAAAUUCAAAGUGAAAGAUUAAUUUGAAGUAAUCUUUAAUGGAACAAACUGUAACCCGUUCUUGUCCUUGUUAUGUGCUCAGUACCAGAAGACAAUGUGAAAAGAAACGUCUCAUCUGUCUGUUUUUUGUCUUCCCAUCCUUACAUGUGUAUUUUUUUAUUGGAACUUCCAUCCAGAGUUACAGAGGGAACACAUAAGCACAGCACUGUCCUCUAGGCACAUAAUUUCAGUCUAAAAACAUCACAGUUCUCACAGACAAAGGAAUGUGUUUUCACAUUAGGCCUUCCUUACACACCCUGUCGCUGACAUUUUCCAAGAAACUGUGAGAAUUAUACCUCUGAACAGAAAACUUCAGAGAACUGCAGUCAACUUUGUCUGAGCUCCACAUUUGAUACGAGGAGAGAAGUGUAUGGACAGCAUGGGCUGCUAAGCCUGCCAGGGCCAGGUCCUUGUUUCAGUUUUUUUGUAGACUUGAAGGUUCAGUCAGUCUCAGGGACUGACUGCCUCUCUGUGCUUUGGCAAAGAGAGCUGUGCGUCAUGGUAGCCUGAAGAAUCUUGCAUAGAAAACAUUUAAUGACCUUAGUCCUUCUGUGGGGGUUAGAUGCAAGUGUCCUCCAUUUCUUGCAAGCAGAGUUUGCCCUCAGUGUUCCUUACUCAAAAUGUUUUGCCUGUUGUGUAUCUUCCUUAUCUGCAGGAGUCUUCCAUUGAGGAUGGGCUUUGAGAGGCAAGAGGGGGACUUAGUCACCAGACUGGGGAAACAGGGAAAUGUGAGAAAGCUAGUGGAAGACCUGGAACAGGCCUCUCAGCAUAGAAGACUCCAGAGUUUAUCUAGAGAAGGGUAUCAUAGUAGGGUAUCACUCCUUUCUCAGAGGAGGCAAAACACACCAGUGACACAGCUGUGCUUGUAUCUCCAUGCACGAGCGUCUGGUUUGUCCCCAGAAGACCGCAGAAGUACAGAAGCUGGCUCAGCAGGGCUUCUUGGCCUUUCCAAGGCAGAAGGUAGUCCACAGGAGUGCACUGGCCACAUGGGGUUCCACAUCAGGACAGACCCUGGCAGCAGCACACAGGCUGCGUAGGUGGAUUUGCCAGCUUCCAGCCCAGUGUGGCUCAUCACCUCCCUGUUUUGAAAUAUGAGAGCUUGUUCUGACUGGUGCUGCUUCCUUCUUCCCUUCAAGGUCAGGUGAGGCCAAGCACAGGUAGAGCCGAUAAGGCAGCAUCGGACUCUCCUCCUCCCAGUCUUCAGCGUGGGUCUGCUGGUGCUCCCAUCUACAGUGCCUCUCAAGCACCUCAGUGCUACCAUUACUCAUGUUAGGAGCAGAAGGCUGGAAAGGUCUCCAGCAUUUAAACUUUUUCAGCCUGCUGUGCCUUCACGUCUCUUGAAUGUUUCAUCAAACUUGGCUGCUUGUCAGUAUGCCAGUCCAUCUUCUCCAAGUUCCUCUCCUUCAUGGAUACGUCCUCCAGUUCUCCAGUGACACUGAAAGAAGUCAUGAACUUGCUGUAAGGGAACUCUUCCGGAAAAAUACACUACUACUCUGAAGAAAGAAACGUGUUGCACCAUGAAGGGCAGAGUGGCUGGUCUGGCUCUUGUGCAUGUGCCUCCCACAGGCCACAGAAUGUCUUCUUGGGCCCUAUUUUUUUUUGUUGUUUGUUUCUGUUUUUCCUGACUUUCAGUCCUUCCUGCUCCCACUGUUCCUUCUGCAGGCAAGAGGCAGCAUGUGAUGUGGCCAGCUCUAGGGCACUGGCUGGUGGGCCCAGCAAAACUGGUAUCUGCUGAGGCCUUCCCUCAGUCAAGAGCUGAUGUCUGCCUUCUCCAGGUACUCACCAGCUUUCAGAUCAUGUGGGACCAGAUCCUGCUGUCAUAUCUGGUCAGAUAUUGCUAAUAAAUCCAGUAAGAGCUAAGCAGACUUUGUGGUCAUGUAAUGUGAUGUUACCUUGGAUGAAUGGUCUUGCCCUUGUCCUACCAGUGCAGUCUGUGCCUGAGAGGCAGGCCUGUUUUUCCCAAGUGGAAGUAACCCAGUCAUCAACCCAGAGUGAACUAGUGCUGAAAGGAGACACCUCGUUUGCACAGUGCACCAAAGGCAGCUGUAAAUCAGGUCCCACUGAGGGCAGCAGGAUGUUUCUUAAAAUUUCUUUCCCACCAGAUCACUGUGUCCCAGAGCUGUUCUUUGCUUCUAGUAAUGCCACGCCAAUUUACGAUAAGUUGAGUAAUCAGUAGAAUGAUACAAAAUAAAUCAGAUCUCUUCAGAUUAAAGAGUUAUUCCAUGCUAAAGCAGAAGGGAAGAAAAAGCUGUAUGAAAUCUGCAGUCUAAGUUUAAACUGUCGCAAAAGUCAAAGAGUGGCAGUGAUUAUCAAGUGAAAUAUUUCCAGUCCUCAUUUUCAUUUGAGACUGUAGGAUGAUGGAUGAGCUUUCAGUAGCAGCUGGAAUUGGAGCAUUGGAAGUAGGCCCUGUCCACAUCUCUGCCACAGGCCUUGCUCAGGGCCUUCAGGCAGCUCCUCUACCUGUACAGCAAUUAUCUUAGCAGUCAAGCACUCCUAUUGAAGCAGCACAUCAAUGACUGAAACAAAUCCAAAAAUCCAACAGCAAACAAACCCAGUGUUGAAAGGAGAAGGUCCCAGCCUGGCUCCUCUGUCCUGCAGGCCAUGUAGUCCUGUCCCAACACGAGUAACGCUGGAUGUGGCGUUCCUCUGACUGUAUGGACAGCUAAUUCAGCCUCCUAACCCAGCAGGAAACGAUCUUCUUUCUAAUUUUCCUUUGCUUCCUACCAAGUGACUAAGUGUAGUGCAGAUUCAGAUAUGCACUCUCACCAGUGCAAGGUGGUAAGACAUAAAGAGGAGGUUCCACACAAGCCGUGGCAUGUAACCAGCCUGGUGUGAGGAGGUUGGAAGUGCUAAGUCCUGGGUGCUAAAUGCCUUGGAAUACUUGGUUGACUUCAAUGCAUAUACAAGAGCCACAGCCUCUUACAGCUCUCUCACUGUUGUCUAGAAAGUCUGUUGUGUGUCAUGCACCACGUCUGGAUAUGUUCAUUCCUUGUAGCAAUUAAUGGGCUGUUUUAGAGUUGAACUGCGAUCCAAAAGAUUAAGCACACACACGUCUGACAUCUUGCACAUACCCAGUUAGGUGGAUACUGUGUUCCUUAGGGCAUCUUAAGCUCUCCUGAACAUCACUCAGUCUUUGCUGCUGGUUUGGUCACUGAUGAAUGUUGAUUAUAUGUUGGGUCUUGAUUUGGACCUCUAGUUGUUGCAGGGAAAGUAAUUUGCUUUGUUUGCCAGGCUGGUCACUGCUGGACUGUUCCCAGCUCCUCCAGACAUCUUUGCAUGGAAAAGCUGUUAGCUCCCAGUAACCAUCCAAACUGACUGGAGGUGUCUAAGGACUGUGAAAAAUCCCCCUUUCACCAUCUUCCCCGGAACACAGUCCGCAUGUAAAUGACAGGAUAUUCAGGCUCCCUUUGAGAAAUCAAACAAUGGUGCAAGCUGCCUUCCCUUCUCUGGUCUUUCACAAUCUCUGCCCUUCUCAGCCUCUUCAUCCCCAGGAGCCACUCAGUCUAACCUCAGCCUUGAGGGAGACCAAGCACAGAGGGAAAGACUUGGAAGGACUGGUCCACUUUCUUUCUUUUACAUGCUCUCAUGUCCACAGCUCUGAGAGCAGCAGGAGCUGGGCUCAGGGAAGAGUAGUUUUGUCUGAAAGAGUCCAGCAGUCAGAAGAGGGACCAUCACCAAACCUGUGCAGCUAUUCUGAGCUCAGAGGAGCCUCUUAGCGCAGUACAGAGAAGCAGAAGGUGUACGUUGCAAAUGGGGCCAGGAGAUGGACCUGUCUACCCAGUGACAACAGCAUAAUUGAAGAUUUUAGCAGCGAGACCUGAGCUAGUCCUGGAUACAAUGCUACCCACUAGUGACGGGUCAGCUGUGGGUCUGCAUGGGAGACUGCUGCAUCCUGACCCCAGGAGUAGCCAGCUACCAAACCGUGAGCUGGAGUAUUUUUCAGUUUAAAUCAAAUUAAAUGCUUCUUAAAUGGAUGGCUUAAGAAUUCUCUCCUCUUCCCCUAGUGACUGGCCUGGUGGGGGGAGCCAAGAUGCUAACUGCUUCCUCAUUCCUGGGAGCUCACUGCUUGGACUCACCACUCCUUAGCUGUGUUCAGUUAUUUAAGCAGAACAGCUUGGGAGAAUGCAUCGUGUGAAGGACAGGGACUGUGCUACACACUGUGUGUGACCUUUGGGCACCUGGUGUUUGGCUCGUCUUCAUAGGUGCGGUGACCAUGGCAUCUCAAGGCCAGGUGAUGUUCUGGAGCAUGACCUCGGUCAUUAUCAUCCUAGCUGCUGUGAUUGCCCUGAUCAUCGGGUUUGGGAUCUCAGGAAAGCACUCCAUCAACGUCACCACCUUGACGUCGCCUGGGAACAUCGGCCAGAGCGGCCUCCUGGGCUGCACCUUUGAGCCCGACAUCUGGAUGGGCAGCAUAGUGAUUUGGUGGGCAAAAGCUGGAGUGGCUGGAUUGGUCCAUGAGUUCAGAGGGGGGAAGGACCACCUACAAGAGCAAGACACAGUGUUUCAGGGCCGCACGGCGGUUUUCUCAGACCAGGUGAUUGGUGGAAAUGCUUCCCUGGAGCUGAGAGAGGUGCAGCUCUCUGAUGCUGGUACCUACAGGUGCUCCGUCACCACGUCCCGAGGGAGCGGAGUGGCAGUGCUGAGGUACCAGACGGGAGCCUUCAGCAUGCCCAGGGUCCAGGUGCAGACCAGUAGCAGCGGGGACACGUUGCACUGCGAAGCACCACGGUGGUUCCCUCGGCCCACGGUGCACUGGUUGGCCUACAGCAAUGCUGGGAAGUGCCUGCCUCAUGCUGCCAACACCAGCUAUGAGCUGAACUCUGAGAACAUCACUCUGAAAGUGGUUUCCUUUCUGCACAAC
Messenger RNA from Numida meleagris (helmeted guineafowl), 5236 nucleotides. It is a transcript of the gene VTCN1, whose product is annotated as V-set domain containing T-cell activation inhibitor 1. The annotation marks the transcript as partial. The record is from RefSeq and is a predicted model, not a curated record. The transcript is spliced from 4 exons. NCBI's taxonomy places the organism in Eukaryota, Metazoa, Chordata, Aves, Galliformes, Numididae.